CGAUGGCGUCCUACGUGGAUAACAACUUCCGCCAAGCGGUCAUGAAGAACCCGGCCGACAGGAGCCCCCAGGAUCUGGAGGUAGUGUAUUCCUAUUUACAUGGAAUGGAAGCCUUGUCAAAUUUGAGAGAACACCAGCUCAGAAUGAUGUGUGAAACAGUGCGAUACGAGAGGCAUGAAGCAAAUGAAGUUCUGUACUACCCCGAUGAUAUUGGGACCUGUUGGUAUAUUCUUCUGUCUGGUUCAGUAUUUAUCAAAGAAUCAAUGUUUCUUCCAAGGAGCAGUUUUGGCAAGCGUUCUGCAGGAAGCUUCAGGCGUGGCUGUGAAUGCAUUGUUUUAGAGCCAUCUGAAAUGAUUGUGGUGGAUUAUAUGGAUGAAAAUGAAGAAUACUUUCAGCGGCAAGCCUCUCAUAGGCAGUCUCGACGGAGAUUUAGAAAAAUCAACCAAAAAGGAGAACGGCAAACAAUUAUUGACACUGUGGAUGCUUAUCCUUUGGGGAAGCCACCUUUACCUAGAGGUUAUCAUACGGAAUGCACUAAACAGCAGCUUCCUGCAGAUUUCACAAAACUGCACCUCGCUGACAGUCUCCACCCACAGGUGACCCACGUUUCAUCUAGUCAUUCAGGAUGUAGCAUUACUAGUGACUCUGGAAGCAGCAGUCUUUCUGAUAUCUACCAGGCCACAGAAAGUGAAGCUGGUGACAUGGACUUGAGUGGGUUACCAGAGACAGCAGUGGAUUCUGAAGAUGAUGAUGAUGAAGAAGAUAUUGAGAGGGCAUCAGACCCUCUGAUGAGCAGGGAUAUUGUUAGAGAUUGCCUGGAAAAAGACCCAAUAGACAGGACAGAUGAUGAUAUUGAACAACUCUUGGAAUUCAUGCAUCAGUUGCCAGCUUUUGCCAAUAUGACAAUGUCCGUAAGAAGAGAACUCUGUGCUGUUAUGGUGUUUGCAGUCGUAGAAAGGGCAGGGACCAUAGUUCUAAAUGACGGGGAAGAGCUGGACUCCUGGUCCGUUAUUUUGAAUGGUUCUGUGGAAGUAACAUAUCCUGAUGGAAGAACAGAAAUAUUGUGCAUGGGAAACAGUUUUGGUGUAUCUCCUACCAUGGACAAAGAAUACAUGAAAGGCGUAAUGAGAACCAAAGUGGAUGACUGCCAGUUUGUGUGUAUAGCCCAGCAAGAUUAUUGUCGCAUCCUCAAUCAAGUGGAAAAAAACAUGCAGAAGGUAGAAGAGGAAGGAGAGAUUGUCAUGGUAAAAGAACAUAGGGAAUUGGAUCGCACUGGAACAAGAAAGGGUCACAUAGUUAUCAAGGGGACACCGGAGAGGUUAACAAUGCACUUGGUGGAAGAGCAUUCAGUAGUGGAUCCAACAUUUAUAGAAGAUUUCCUGUUGACCUACAGGACCUUUCUUUCCAGCCCAAUGGAAGUGGGAAAGAAGUUGUUGGAGUGGUUCAAUGAUCCUAGCCUCAGGGAUAAGGUAACACGGGUAGUAUUGUUGUGGGUGAACAAUCACUUCAAUGAUUUUGAGGGAGAUCCUGCAAUGACUCGUUUUCUGGAGGAAUUCGAGAACAACUUGGAAAGAGAGAAAAUGGGUGGACAUCUGAGGCUGUUGAAUAUUGCAUGUGCUGCUAAAGCUAAACGAAGAUUGAUAACGUUAACAAAACCAUCACGGGAAGCCCCUUUGCCUUUCAUCUUGUUGGGAGGAUCAGAAAAGGGGUUUGGAAUCUUUGUUGACAGUGUAGAUUCAGGUAGCAAAGCCACUGAAGCGGGCUUGAAACGUGGUGAUCAGAUAUUGGAGGUGAAUGGCCAAAACUUUGAAAACAUUCAACUGUCAAAAGCCAUGGAAAUUCUUCGAAAUAAUACACAUUUAUCUAUCACUGUGAAAACCAAUUUAUUUGUAUUUAAGGAACUUCUAACAAGGCUGUCUGAGGAGAAAAGAAAUGGUGCUCCUCAUCUUCCUAAAAUUGGUGAUAUUAAAAAAGCAAGCCGUUAUUCCAUCCCAGAUCUUGCAGUUGAUGUGGAACAGGUGAUAGGAUUGGAAAAAGUAACCAAGAAAAGCAAAGCCAACACUGUUGGAGGACGAAACAAGCUAAAGAAGAUACUCGACAAAACCCGCAUCAGUAUCCUGCCUCAGAAACCUUACAAUGAUAUUGGAAUUGGCCAAUCUCAGGAUGACAGUAUUGUAGGGAUGAGGCAGACCAAACACAUACCUCCUGCUCUACCAGUCAGUGGAACAUUGUCUUCAAGCAAUCCUGACUUACUGCAGUCACAUCACCGCAUCUUAGAUUUCAAUACAACCCCAGACUUACCGGAUCAAGUUCUGCGAGUUUUCAAAGCAGACCAGCAAAGUCGCUACAUUAUGAUCAGUAAAGACACAACUGCAAAGGAAGUGGUUAUUCAGGCAAUCCGAGAGUUUGCUCUAACUACCACUCCAGAUGCGUACUCUUUGUGUGAAGUCUCGGUCACUCCAGAAGGCGUAAUCAAGCAAAGGAGGCUUCCAGAUCAGCUUUCCAAGCUUGCUGACAGAAUACAGCUUAGUGGAAGAUAUUAUCUGAAGAACAAUAUGGAGACUGAAACAUUGUGUUCUGAUGAGGAUGCUCAGGAAUUGCUGAGAGAGAGUCAAAUCUCUUUACUGCAGCUCAGUACUGUUGAAGUGGCUACCCAACUCUCAAUGCGUAACUUUGAACUGUUCCGCAACAUUGAGCCUACAGAGUACAUAGAUGACUUGUUUAAGCUGAAAUCUAAAAUUAACUGUUCUAACUUGAAAAGGUUUGAAGAAGUAAUAAACCAAGAAACCUUUUGGGUAGCAUCUGAGAUUCUGCGAGAAACCAACCAGCUGAAAAGGAUGAAGAUAAUUAAACACUUCAUUAAGAUAGCACUGCACUGCAGGGAAUGCAAGAACUUCAACUCCAUGUUUGCAAUAAUAAGUGGCCUGAACUUAGCUCCAGUUGCAAGACUUCGUACCACUUGGGAAAAACUUCCAAGCAAAUAUGAGAAAUUGUUUCAAGAUCUUCAGGAUUUAUUUGAUCCAUCGAGGAACAUGGCAAAAUACCGCAAUGUCUUGAACAGCCAAAACCUACAGCCCCCAAUUAUUCCACUGUUCCCUGUAAUCAAAAAGGACCUAACAUUUCUUCAUGAAGGCAACGAUUCCAAAGUGGAAGGUUUGGUAAACUUUGAGAAACUACGAAUGAUUGCAAAAGAGAUUCGCCAUGUGGGCCGAAUGGCUUCUGUUAACAUGGAUCCUGCUUUAAUGUUCAGGACUAGGAAGAAGAAGUGGAGAAGCUUGGGGUCUCUCAGUCAAGGUAGUACAAACACGGCAGUGCUUGAUGUUGCACAAACAGGUGGACACAAAAAGCGGGUCCGUCGCAGCUCUUUUCUUAAUGCCAAAAAACUAUAUGAAGAUGCUCAGAUGGCUCGCAAAGUCAAGCAGUAUCUGUCUAAUUUGGACCUGGAAAUGGAUGAAGAGAGUCUCCAGGCACUGUCUCUGCAAUGUGAACCAGCCAGCAAUACAUUACCCAAGACUCCAGGGGACAAACGAUCUGGAAAGCCUGAAACAUCUCCUGUUGCACAUAGGUCAGGUAUACAGCAGAAGGUACAGCAGCAGCAGCACAAAGCAAACCAGGCAUUGCAGGUUCCUGCUGUAUCUCUUUAUCCUUCUCGUAAGAAAGUACCAGUCAAGGACCUCCCCCCCUUUGGCAUAAACUCCCCACAAGCUUUAAAGAAAAUUCUUUCACUUUCUGAAGAGGGAAGUUUAGAUCGUCAUAAGAAACAAGCCGAGGACACGAUUUCAAAUGCUUCUUCACAACUAUCUUCUCCUCCCACGUCACCACAGGGCUCUCCAAGAAAAGGCUAUACUCUGGCUCCCAGUGGUACGGUGGAUAACUUUUCAGACUCUGGCCACAGUGAAAUUUCUUCCAGAUCUAGCAUUGUCAGCAAUUCUUCAUUUGACUCCAUGCCAGUUUCAGUACAUGAUGAAAGGAGACAGAGGCACUCUGUCAGCAUUGUGGAGACUAACCUUGGAGUGGGAAGGAUUGACAGAAGAGCCAUGAUUGAACCAGAUCAGUACAGCCUAGGCUCCUAUGCACCACUGACAGAGAACAGAGGCUUGUAUGCUGGGGCAACUAUGCUUUCUUCUCCCAGUACAGAGGAGCUGUCACAGGAUCAGGGAGAUCGCGCAUCGCUUGAUGCAGCAGAUAGUGGCCGUGGCAGUUGGACUUCUUGCUCAAGUGGUUCCCAUGACAACAUACAGACAAUACAGCACCAGCGAAGUUGGGAGACUCUUCCUUUUGGACAUGCUCAUUUCGAUAGUUCAGGCGAUGGGGCAGGACUGUGGGCCUCAGGGAGCCACAUGGACCCGAUGAUGUUCUCCGAUCAUGGCACAAAGUAUGGCAGGCAGAGUCAAGGUAGGGAGGGCCUUGAUCAAGCACAGUCCAGAGCAAGCUGGGCAUCCUCCACAGGCUACUGGGGAGAGGACUCUGAAGGUGAUACAGGUACCAUAAAACGGCGGGGUGGGAAGGAUGUAUCAAUUGAAGCUGAAACCAGUAGCAUAACAUCUAUAACAGCAGAGGAUUCAAAGCAAAUUCCCAUGCCAGCUCAUAUAGCUCUGACAACAAGUAAUGCAAAGGGUCUUAUUGCUCGAAAAGAGGGCCGCUAUCGUGAACCUCCACCAACCCCACCUGGUUAUGUAGGAAUACCUAUUGCUGACUUUACAGAAGGAGUUUCCCAUCCAGCCCGAAAACCUCCAGAUUACAACGUAGCACUUCAGAGGUCUAGGAUGGUGGCACGGUCAAGUGAAGCCUCUGGGACUUCGACUUCACAACAGCAAUCACAGGGUCAUUCGUCUAGCAGACCUGUUAACAAACCUCAGUGGCACAAACCAAAUGAGUCAGACCCACAUCUUGCUCACUAUCAGCCUCAAGGGUUUUCCACAGAGGAGGAUGAAGACGAACAAGUUUCUGCCGUUUAAGAACUGGGGCGUUCUGGAUCCUGGACUCCGGAAAAGUGAAGGCUGCCAAUCCAAGUAGUACUCAAAUGUGAGGAACUGCUGGUCUUGGAUUUUUUCAUUGAACUCAGCUGAUCAUAUUGAUCAGUAGAUAAACGUAAAUAGCUUCAACUUUUAAAGAUCAAAUUGCAGUGUUUUUUCACUGUAUUGAACAAUGUCAGUGCUUUAUUUAAUUAUUCUCUUUCUCCUGUAAUCAUUGCUUUUUGUCUAUUUGCUUAUAUAUCACUUUGUCAAUUAUGCAUUUGUAAUUUUACAUGUAAUAUGCAUUUGCCAGUUUCAUUAUAUAGUCUAUGGACCUCAUGUGCAUAUAGCAAGACAGAAGAAACAUAGCUCUAUCACAAGUUGCACAAAUGUUAUAUAGGCAUUUAAGUAAUUGUAGACCAUAGGACUGCUAAUCUCAGUUCACUCUGUGAUGUCAAGUGCAGAAUGUACGACUAACUGGUGAUUUCCUCAUACUUUUGAUACUACUUGUACCUGUAUGUCUUUUAGAAAGACAUUGGUGGAGUCUGUAUCCCUUUUGUAUUUUUAAUACAAUAAUUGUACAUAUUGGUUAUAUAUUUUUGUUGAAAAUGGUAGAAAUGUACUAUGUUUAUGCUUCUAUCCAGUUUGUAUGAAGCUGGAAUAUAAAUAAAUAUAACAUUAAUGA
Euleptes europaea (tarantolino) is the source of this 5640-nucleotide messenger RNA. RefSeq names its product Rap guanine nucleotide exchange factor 2 (gene RAPGEF2). Gene Ontology annotation, biological process: small GTPase-mediated signal transduction; positive regulation of ERK1 and ERK2 cascade. Gene Ontology annotation, molecular function: protein binding; guanyl-nucleotide exchange factor activity. Bases 3 to 4958 code for a protein of 1651 amino acids. The transcript is spliced from 31 exons. The record is from RefSeq and is a predicted model, not a curated record. NCBI's taxonomy places the organism in Eukaryota, Metazoa, Chordata, Lepidosauria, Squamata, Sphaerodactylidae.